CAAGUAUGCGGGAGGCUGAACUAGAGUCGUCGAUUCCGGCCAAUCGCUUGGGCAGCCGGCCCUGGAAGCUGCACGAAGGGAGAUCUCCAGAGGGGUUGGCCAUCGGAUCAAGGGCACGAGGGCGGGGGAGAGAAGCUUAAUCUAGGAUCGACUGCCACUGUUGCUCGCGGCCGACAGGCGACGUGGAGGGGACGGCGUGAUUCCAAGACGGCGGCAUGGGUGAAAGGGACUUCAGGAUGCUAACUCGGCACAACUCCAAGAAUUUGGGGCCGGACAAGUGGCCGGCUCCUGCCCGGGGCAUCAUCGGUAAUCAGACGCCGAUAUCAACUCGGCGCAGACUCGGCGGAGGGUCUGCCUGUCCGCUGGCUGGGUGUGGAGGAUGCCGCGAUGUCGGGCUAGUUGACUCUCAGCUCCACUGCUGGGGAUAUAAUGGCACAGCCGCUGGGCAGCGAGGGGCACGAGUUGUUUAUCAGCACGGUACCUUGCAGCUGGCGAGCAGGCGUCGGGAUGCUCGAUGCGGCGACUCCGGGGGAAACAGUGGAGGUUUGGAGGGAGGGGCGCGGAGACUCAAGGCAUCGACUCAUGGCGUCGACGCCGCGGCCGUGGGCUUACUCGAGCGGCCAUUCCGGCUCUCCCCGACCCACGUGCACGACAUCUGGGCCUCCGCAGGCGCAAAUUUCCGUGAUAACGGAGCAAUUCGCCAUUGCGCCUGGAUGCAGAAGGUACUAGCCCCUCGCGAACUGGAGGAAUCCGGGGCCUAA
This is a messenger RNA of Mytilinidion resinicola, 761 nucleotides long. RefSeq lists its product as uncharacterized. NCBI's taxonomy places the organism in Eukaryota, Fungi, Ascomycota, Dothideomycetes, Mytilinidiales, Mytilinidiaceae. Bases 216 to 761 code for a protein of 181 amino acids. The record is from RefSeq and is a predicted model, not a curated record. The transcript has a single exon.